UUCCCUUUUCAUCCCGCGUGACAAAAGUCCAUCACUCAGCAAACGUAUGUACUAUGCCUGACGAGGACACCCUUCUUCCACCCUACACCGAAGAAGGUGUUCCAGCUGAUAACUCGAUCCGCUCCACCAGGACGCCCACCAGUUCGAGCAAGUACGAUCAUGGAGACCAUGAAAAUGACUCGCAUGAUUUUAUCUGGGCUCUGGGCUUGCCUAUUUUGAAUAUUGCCAUUACUUGCGUUCUUAUCGGCGUGAUCAUCUACAUUUACAUCAAAAGUACAGGAAAAGACAACUCCUUUACCAUGGCCGGUAUGAAGGCACCUACGAUUCUUGCCCUCGUCGUCAUGCUUGUGAAGCUCUUUAUUGGCGGUGGCAUUACCAUAGCAAUGUCUGAAUACAAGUGGGUUCGUUUGCAGCGAGCUGAGGGUCCGCUUUCAUUGCUCGAAGUGUAUGACGCAUGUACACGUGGGGUGGGAGGCAUCAUUCGUAUCCUGCCUGCUUUGCGGUUUGAAAUCCCCAUUGUAAUAGCCGUCAUUUUCCAGCUUGGCCUUCUUACCCUUUUGCCCGCAUCGCAAGAGAUUCUCGCUUCCAAAGCGGACAUUGUAUGCUCAGACGAUCCUUGGAGUUACAUUCAGUUGAACAACGUCACCUCGGACGAUUUUUCCACAUGGGCCAAUAUCUAUUACAAUCCCAUGUCCGUACGAGGCAUUCAGCAAUCGUUUAUUGUACGUCAAGCAUUUUACGAAGCCGGAUUGAAACUUGCAGCGCGGCCACGAUACCGUUGCGCAACGGAUGCCUUUAAUUGUACAUACGACGAGAUUCCCACACCGCACACAGUAGCCGAGUGUCAACUGGGUUCGCUUCAAAGCCGCAUCGUCGACGUUCGCGGAAAUAAUGUCACCACAAUCAGCGGGUAUUACGGAUUUGAUCGUCCGGUAACCUUACUUGAACCGACGGCCCGUGUCCCUAAAGUGUUUUAUGCCGGUUCCAUGCUUGGACGAACGGCUUACGAGCUCUACAAUUACACCGAGCCGAUGCGUUACAACGAUACAUACGAUCCUUCAUUCCGCCAAUAUUUUGGCGAUCAAUCUUUUGUGUUUUUAAGCAAUAACAACACCCUCAGUACAUUUUCCACCAAGAAGGAAGAACUGGUCAUAUACGAAUGCACGCUCCGAUCCCAUGUCAAUGUGUCUAGCUUCAUCGCCAAAGGUCGUGAUCUUAUUCAAGAAAACAUAGUCAGUACGCCAAUUACGUUUGAUUAUAAUACUUUGAGCAACAACACCUACUGGAAGGAAGCUGGGUCCCACUAUCCCACGAACUUUACCAUGAUGAAUCUGUAUGCUAUGCAGCUCACCUACCUGAAAACGUUGAUUGUGGACGGUCUCGAAGCUGACCUAUUGUACAAAUUCUCGACAUCGGCCACACCACAAGAGUUUAUGCGUCGAGUGCUUUACCACGCAGAUUUGGCCGUGGCGUUUGAGCUCCCCACUGGUAGUAGUGGUUAUACCGGUUCUCGAUGCCACAAGACGGAUACGUACUAUGUACCAGAUCCCAAGUCCUUUUACCCGUUUGCGCUGUGUCUGAUCAUCCCGUUAGCCUCGUGGGUAGGUCUAUGGAUCGUUAGUUUAUAUCAUACCAAUGGUGUUUCUCGCGGGGUAUCACAAACCGCCCUUUUGGUGACCGGUCUUACCCCAGCGGUGCGUGAUCAAAUGAAAGGUCUGUCCCAUUCGGGAGAACGGGCCCUUGUUCAGCGCGCGAAAAAAGUCAACGUUAUGCUGGGCGAAUCCCAGACCAACGGUCAUCAAGCAGGCCACGUCGGCUUUGGUGUCAAAGAUGAAUUGAACUCUAUACGUGCCAGAUAAACCACAUUUACUGCUAACUCGCUCCAUUUGGUAAUGAAUCUUCGGAUAAAUCAGGACUUUUUCCCCUUAACCCUUUUAGCAGCGCCACAAUCCAUUGCUUUUAAUGGCAAGCGAGAAAAAAAAACGCUGGGGUAAAUGAACUUUGUGGAUCGCAAAAAGUCUCUUAUUACUUUGCCUAUUCUUAGUGAUCAUCUUUUUGAAUAAACGACAAGCAUAUAAUGACUUCUACGUAAGAAACGUUAUCUGUUAAGACCGGCAGGUCAUAAUGGCGGAGAUUAGACAUGCAGCAGAAAAUGUGCUUUUUGAUCUGCGGAUCAAGGUUUGGGUAAUGAUUUCGUUCACAGCAUUAUUUCAUUGUACCACCUAUUUCAUUGUAUUACCUUAGAAAUUCCACUCCAG
Radiomyces spectabilis is the source of this 2258-nucleotide messenger RNA. RefSeq lists its product as uncharacterized. The transcript is spliced from 5 exons. Lineage: Eukaryota; Fungi; Mucoromycota; Mucoromycetes; Mucorales; Radiomycetaceae. The record is from RefSeq and is a predicted model, not a curated record. The coding region runs from base 54 to 1859 and encodes 601 amino acids.